AUGAGGGGCGGACUACCGUCGUUAGACGAUGUGGCUGAUGAAGCAGCUGCUUCGCCGGUGGUGCGUUCGUACCUGAAGCUUCGCGGCAUAACCACGGUGGGCACUCUUGCUUUGAUAGCUUCAGAUGAGACCCAGCUGGACAAGGCAUUGAUUACGCCUUUGAUGGCUGGCUGGAAGGAUGGACCCAAUGUGGCCACGGUGGCGGAUGCUGACAAGCCAAUAGCCCACGCCAUGAUCUUGCACAUGUGGAACCUGGCCCGUAGUCAUUGGCUGAAAUCUGCAGGUAACCAUCUCAAUGCUCAGGUGGUGGCCCCACAGACUGCCACUCCGACCACUUCUCCGGCUGACCCCAAAGAUGAGAAAGUCCCGAAGACGCUCCCAAAUGGCGUUUGGAGUUCCUUGCUGAACAAGUACAACAGUGCGCAACUCCAUGGAAGGGACCGACAGUUUCCGGUGAAGGAAUUGAUGGGAGCUGAAUCGAUAGUGGCUCGUGUGUGGUGGGAGCAUCAUCGAUCCAAGCUCUACACGCCUCUCCACCUUGGAGAGAUCCUCCAACAUCGAUCCUUCCAGAGCAACGGGGACUUGAAUCCCCUUGCCAAAGGUCAGAAGAAACUGACGAACCUCUACGUGGAGGACGGAUCCCUGGUCCAGAAGGAGGAAGCGGUUUGGCAGCCUCGCUCUAUUCUGGCCGUCUUGGAUGGCAUCGUGGCGGCCAAAUGGGCCAUGAUCUCGGUGCAAUUGGGUGAUGAGUUGGACAUCACUGAGUACUGCGAUGUGAUGUGCCAGAGAGCCAGGUCUCGGCCAGCCAAAUGCGAGCAGAUGAGCUUGUACUGGAGCGCUUGUGGAUGGCGCAUUGCUAUGGCAAUGCGGGAUGGCAUGACCUUUUCUGCGGCAGCCAAGCAGAUCAUCAAUGACUAUGACCGCUUUGCCGAACACAUGGCCAAGGAAGAUUCUCUCAAGAAGACCAGCAGUGGUGCCAAAGGCCGACAGGCCGAUCCACCCAAGGGCUUUGGCAAGUCUGGCAAACAGAAGCCUCUGUAUCGCUGGGCUCCAUAUGGAAAAGGACGUUGGGGUCAUUCAGAUUGGACUCCAUCUCAGGGUUCUUCCUCAUGGCAACAUCGCUCUUCAGGUGGCGGAUGGCAAUCAUGGCAGCGACAGAAGGAUUGGGAACAGCCACGGCCUCAGAAUGAGGGCACAACCAACACUACUGUGGCACUGACCCCAUCCUUGACCUCUAUGGGGAAGGAAUUCAUCCACCUGGCUUUCUUUGACGGCAUCGGCACCGCUGAGCUGGCACUGGAGGAGGUGAUCGGCCGACCGCUGGCCUAUCUCUCCUGGGAGACAUGCCCCGACUGCAUUUGGGUCCUGGAUCGCCAUUUUCCUCAUGUUCAACAUCGAGGAGACGUGGAUGCAGAUAACCCUUCGGAGCUUGCCAAGACGAUCCAACAGAUUGACCCGUCAGGUUUGGCUAUCAUCUUUGUUUCUGGCGGGCCACCAUGCCCCGACUUCAGUGGCAUUGCUGCGAGUGCUCAGGGCAAAGAAGGCCACGAGGGCAGCAAGUUUGUCAGGUUUUCCAAGUUUUUGAGCCGUUUGGAGAAGCUGGUCAAGCCGCGCGACACAGUGCCAUUGAUUGAGAACGUGUUGAUGCAGAACCCAGGUGAUGUCAGGUUUUUCACUGAUGCACUUCAAGCCCAACCGGUGCUACUUGACCCGGCUGAUUUCUCCAUCAUUUCCAGACCUAGGUUGUUCUGGACACGCCUCAGGUGGUGUGAUUUGAGCAGCUGUCCCAUGACUGGCAAACCGCUGCAAUGGCAAAAGGUCCACAAGCUCCCCAAGCUCAUCUUGGAUUUGCCACGGGUGACGACCGAUGACAUCCAGACAGAUGGAUUGGAGUUUCAUGACAAGGUCAAGAGCGGGCAGGCCAAGUUGCCAUGCCUUACAACGCCUGCCCCAAACCAGGCAGGUAGGCCUCCUCCGAAGAAAAUGAAGGGGCACAUCCCUCCUUCUGUGAAACUCCGCUGGCAACAAGACAAUCGGCAAUAUGCCCCAUGGCAUUACCAAGACACCGCCAUGCUCUCAGACUCCACGGGGCGACUCCACACCCCACCGAUUGCGGUGAAAGAGCAGCUCCAAGGCUUCCCGGCUGGCUUCACUCAGGCUCCUGGGGUCCAUGAACGGGCUCGGCAUCGGAUGCUAGCCAACGCCUGGCAUUUCCAGGUGGCAAAGCUACUGAUUUUGCUGAUACUUUCACAAUGUGGCGCGUUGGCUGCACCAACUCCUGCACCACGCACAAGCGCUUUGCAGUUCGUCCUGGAGCUGGCAGCCAAUGAACCUUUGCUCUUGGGCCCAACACAGUGGACUCAACAGGUUUGCACCAAACGUCCAACCUUCAACAUGUGGGAUCACUGGGAGGCCACUGACCAGGCAGUCCAUCCGCUGUUCUGCAAUUCACACAUUGAACCUGGCAUCAUUCAGGUCUUUGACAGGUGGCGGCGAUGGGGAGAUGUCAACCGGCUGCGCCUUGAGGUGAUCGCAGACCUACAGCGACUGGCUGAUGACUUUCGUGAGAUUCACGACCAUUGGAAGGCAACUCUGCCCAACCAUGUCGCCAAGGUGUACUCUCAAUCUGGGGGCUUUCUGCAAGUGCCGCUUUGGAUGUGGCUCCUGGAACAGAUCAAGUACCCAGACGUGACCACCCUUGCCAAGGAGCUCACCGUCGGCUUCCCGACCACUGGGCAACUUUCACCUGGAGCUGGCUGGCUCCCUCGAUUGGACAGCCGCUACACUAGUCCCAUUUCCAGGGAAGAGUUUCUCCAGGUUAACAAAGCUUACGUUGCCCGCAAGCUGAAUUCCAGGCUCAUCGAUCCUCACUGGAAAUCGAUGUUGGAUGAGCUCGUGCAAGAGCAUCAGAUGGGCCGAGUUGAUGGGCCCUUCGAGACUCCGGCUGAAUGGGGGGUUCCUGGCACGUCAGUGAAUGGGCUUCCAAUGAGGAGCGGGCACAACUCAACCGUCCGGGUGAGUGACAGCCCCUUGCAUCACACUGUGGACAACUACAUUGCUUCAGCGGUGGCCCUGGCAGAUGGAUGCAACUUGCGCCCCACUUGGGGGCACGACAUGGCCUCAGCCUACCGACAGUUCGCUGUCGCAUGUAUUGAAGAGAACUACACCUUCAUGAGGACACCAGGAGGAGUUGUCCUUUUUCGACACAAUGCUAUGAGUUUCGGCGCGGUGUCGUCGGUUUGGUCUUUCAACAGGGCAGCCGACACUCUGACUACGCUGGCGCGGAAGCUCUUGUGGUGUCCAAGCCUACACUUCGUUGAUGACUUCGGGGCCACCGAACCAGCCCCGUUAGCUGAAUCAGGCUUUCGAUCUUUUGCCCAGCUAUUUGAGGUUUUGGGCUUACAGACAAAAGCCAAGAAGGCCCAACCACCAGCGAAGAUUCAGAAGAUUCUCGGGGUGAUGAUUUCGACCACGACCCAUGAUGCCUCUCUGCACCCUUGUCCACAACGGGUCGAACGUCUGAUGACCAACAUCACUACCUACCUGCAGUCCAAUCGCUUGACGCCAGAAGAAGCUCAAACACUGUCAGGCAAGUUGAUUUUCUUGCAAACGACUUCAUUUGGACAGAUGGGUAUGGCACUGCUUGCGCCUUUGUAUGCUCGUGCUCACCACCUACCUUCUGAUCGAGUUGAGAAUGACCAAUUAACUCAUGCUUUGACAGCGGUGCUCACUACUUUACGGGCCCUGAUUCCAUGCAUGCCACCCAGGCGAUUUCCAUUUCAGGCCGACCAACCUGUUACGGUGCUCUACACGGAUGCUUUCUUCAAACUGGGGGAACACGUUUGGCAUGCCAGUGACCAUGAGAACAUCCCCAAGAAGUGGAAUACCAAUCAGGCACCGCUACUGGUCAACGGCUGGGGGAUUGUCCUCAAGAUCGGUGCACAGACUCUCUUUUGUGCUGGUGUCAUACCACCAGAAGUUUUGAAGGUCUUCGCCAAACGGAAGGCCUACAUUUUUGCUUUAGAAAUCUUGACCCAGGUCAUUGCAUUUGUCCUGCUGCGGAAGCAUUUUUCCGCCUACGUUGUGAGCUACAUCGACAACCAACCAGGGCAAAGCUGCCUCAGCAAGGGCUAUGGCCGUGACCCCGCAAUCAAUUGUGUGAUGUCCUUUCUAUGGUGCUGGUUCGGACGCUUGCAGAUCUAUCCUCAUUUUGAGUGGGUGCCGUCAGCUCAAAACAUUGCGGACCCAAUCAGCAGAUUUCGCUUUGACAUUGUGCAACCUUCCUGGCAACGACUUCAUUUGAACCUUGAACCAUUCUGGAAGCUUUUGAUUCGUGUGGCAGGCGACAUUAGCUUUGCUACUUCGGAGGCAGUGGAUGCUUUCGCGGUGCUUUCUGAGGAGACGUUCCUCGUGCAGGAUGGGGCAGCAGAGCCCGAGGAUGGCUACCAGAGUGGCUCUGCUGAUGGCUGA
Molecule: messenger RNA, 4470 nt
Organism: Cladocopium goreaui
Lineage: Eukaryota; Dinophyceae; Suessiales; Symbiodiniaceae
Source: the annotation of a GenBank genome assembly